CCGUCGCCACGUCUCAGUGUUAGGUGCCGUAAGACCAGUGUGAAUUUUCAGGCACUCUUUGCGAAUCGAUAGAGCUAGAUUAUCGAUAAGUGAGCAUUAGAGUCGAUAGGAGAAAUCGAUAUAACAUUAAGGAAUAGUGCCUCCUGCCGGAGAUGAAUGAGAUAUCCCCAUUCAUUCGAAGGACCAAAGCUUGUCACGAGGUCCCGUGGACCAUCGAUAGAUUCUGUAUGUAUGUAUAGCUACUACUGGAGCUCCCCUGUCACAGUGACGUAAGCGCGAUGACCUUGUGAGCGAAUACGCAAGCCCGACGUUGGCGACUACGUCGAUCGUAUCCAGAGUAUAGAGUAUUUUCUCACGGACUCUGUAGGAGCAAAACGUAAAUGCGAGUUUCGCUCUGUUGGGAAAUUAAAAAUCGGGAAAAAUCAAAAGAAUAAGAAGAAAAAUAAUAAACUGCUGCUGCUGAUUCCAUCUAAGAUCCAUAGAGGAGCCAGAAGAUAGCCUACUGUUCUUGUGGACAAACUUUUGUCUACGGACAAACAUAAAUAGAUCAUCGAUCGUCUCUCAAUCGGUAUCUAACGAUUGCGUCGUUCUUAAGGCCGUCAUAAUUUUUAUUUGACUUUCUUCGUAUUUCUCUGUCCGCUUCCACGUCGCCCGAUAACACGCGCCCCGUUUCUCCGAUCAAUGCACGUAACGCCACGUAAUGCCCAGUAACCGAGACGGAAAAUGGCAGUCGCACUUGAGUGAUAAACGGGAAUUCUGAAGAGCUGAGUAGCGCAAGUGGAAACGGCGAGUGUAUGGACAAAUGACGUGAAGCUUGUAAAAGUUCGCAGAGUGCAUAUCAAGAGACUAUAGCUCGACAGAGUCUCGCGCCAAGCACAGAACAUAUGUGUCUGACAGUUCAGAUAAGACGAAUGUGAGGGUAAAGUAGCUGAGAGGUCUCGCGGGUGUGAAAAUUUCAAGAUAACCGCUGAAACGUAGAGUUACGAUAGUUGAGAGAUCAUCGGAAGGGGUCACUUCGAAAAGAUGGCGUUCAGAAGUCUGGUAGCAUCGGUUGCUGACGUUUCCACCAAGGUCCCUGUUAUUCCGCGCUCGUCGUUCGUCAGGAUGUCGUUCUCCACUGGUUCGAGCACUGCCGACGAUAUGGUCGUUACCAAGGACGAGGUCGUCAGAUUCAUCUCGGACUGCUUGAGGAAGGCUGGUACCACUGAAGAUGACGCGUUCACCGUCGGCCAUCAUCUUAUGGUCGCGGAUUACAGAGGUCACUUCAGUCAUGGGAUGAACAGGAUGCAAAUGUACGUCAAGGACAUUGAGAGCAGACUUACUGAUCCUGCAGGGAAACCCACCAUCCUUACGGAUUUUCAGGCGAUCGCCCUUGUCGACGGGAACAAUGCGCUGGGUCAGGUAGUGGGAAAGCACUGUAUGGAAUUGGCCAUGGAUAAGGCCCAAAAGUUUGGCGUUGGAUUGGUCUCGGCGAGGGGCUCCAAUCACUUCGGUAUUUGCGGAUACUACUCUCUAAUGGCAAUGGAGAAGGGCCUUAUCGGUUUCAGCUGUACGAACACAAGUCCCCUGAUGGUGCCGACCCGAGCGAAAAAGGCCGGACUAGGCACCAAUCCACUGUCACUCGGUAUGAGCUCUGGGGAUGACGAAUUCGUUCUGGACAUGGCCACCACUGCCGUGGCUCUUGGUAAAAUUGAACUUGCAAUGCGCAAGGAACAGCCUAUUCCCAUAGGAUGGGCCUUGGAUUCUGAGGGGAACGUCACGUCAAAUCCGGAAGACGCCUACGCCGCGAACCUGAUGAUGCCGCUAGGAGGCACCGAGGAGCAUUCCGGAUACAAGGGGUAUGGUCUGUCACUGAUGGUUGAGGUACUUUGUGGAAUUCUUAGCGGAAGUGAAUUCGGGCCCAACGUAAGAACAUGGAAGUCAGGGGACCGCGUUGCCAAUCUCGGUCAUUGCUUCAUGGCGAUCAAUCCUGAGGCUUUUACUUCCGGAUCCAAGGAACGACUCAGUCGUCUUCUGGGACAGCUCAGGAAUCUACCCCGUGCCGGGGAGAAGGAAAUCCUGGUGGCCGGCGACCCUGAAAGAAAGGCCAUGGCCAAGGUCGACCAAGACGGCGGCAUUACGUAUCACGUGAAUCAAAUCAAGAACUCCGAAGAAUUUGCCAGGCGCAUGGGCGUCGAACCUAUGAAAUUGAGGCCCAAAAAUAACAUUUAAGCAUACCUAUAUAUGUAUAUGCUUGACUCAUAUGCUUGAAAAGACCAUUCGUCUAUCUUCAUAAAUAUUCUUUAAAUCAUAUUUUUCUGUAUUUUCGUACUAUUUGCCUAUUAUACUGUACUACUGUACAUUUCAUAGAGCGAGUUCGUUUAUUAACACGAAUUGUUAUGCCAGACUAUAAAUAACGUUAUCUUAUUUUAUAUACGCAAUGACUCCGGCGGUUCGUCAAAAGACUUGCCGCUCGGGCCAAGUGUUUAAACCGGCGUGCAUAUGCCUAAGCCAUAUCAGUACGGAUAAUCAAAUUUGUAUAAUUCGAAUGGCACGAAGUUACGCAAUGCCCUGUUUAUAUAUACAUUUUUUUUUUUUUUUUUUGG
Messenger RNA from Cephus cinctus (wheat stem sawfly), 2585 nucleotides. RefSeq lists its product as uncharacterized. The transcript is spliced from 2 exons. The record is from RefSeq and is a predicted model, not a curated record. Gene Ontology annotation, molecular function: oxidoreductase activity. Bases 1024 to 2211 code for a protein of 395 amino acids. NCBI's taxonomy places the organism in Eukaryota, Metazoa, Arthropoda, Insecta, Hymenoptera, Cephidae.